Molecule: messenger RNA, 2170 nt
Organism: Aspergillus campestris IBT 28561
Lineage: Eukaryota; Fungi; Ascomycota; Eurotiomycetes; Eurotiales; Aspergillaceae
Product: putative GTPase activating protein for Arf
Exons: 5
Coding region: 287-2170 (627 amino acids)
Biological process (GO): intra-Golgi vesicle-mediated transport; endoplasmic reticulum to Golgi vesicle-mediated transport; endocytosis
Cellular component (GO): Golgi apparatus
Molecular function (GO): protein binding; GTPase activator activity
Source: RefSeq, a predicted model, not a curated record
UUCCUGUCCACCUUCAUACUCCCUCUUACUUCCAGGACUUUAUUUUACUCCAUCCUUUCCCUGUAAAUAUGUUCGCCUGCUUUGUUUAAACUUGUCUCCCGAUCGUUCGGAAUAUCGGCCCGUUGCUGACCUUUUUCGUUCCUUAUUUUUUUCUCUUCGUUUCCCCCUCUUACGACCUACCACUCAUUUCCCACUCUCACUCUAUUCUUUUCUUGCCUCUGACGGGCUUCGCGAACCCUCGCACUUCUCCGUUUAAGCGUAUUGUUAUUCGCGACUUCUUGCGACCAUGGUGAUGGGAAUUAGCAAACGCCAGCAGUUCCGCAAUGAGCGGGCUCUGCAGGACCUCAUUCGAUCGGUUCCUGGCAAUGACCGAUGUGCCGAUUGUCAGGCUAUGAAUCCAGGAUGGGCCAGUUGGAACAUGGGCCUCUUCCUCUGCAUGCGAUGCGCCGCCAUCCAUCGGAAACUCGGCACUCACAUCUCGAAAGUCAAGUCUCUAAGCAUGGAUACUUGGACCGCGGACCAGGUGGAUAACAUGAAAUCCCACGGAAACAACCUGAUGAAUAAAAUCUACAACCCAAAGAACGUUAAGCCGCCCAUUCCGACCGAUGUCGACGAGGCCGACGCUUGCAUGGAGCGCUUCAUUCGCCAGAAGUAUCAAUACCGUUCGUUGGAGGAGGGUAAAGCACAACAACCCCCGAGCCGUCAUGAUUCGGGCUACGACCGGUCUCCCGAGGGCUCUCCGCCUCCCCUCCCCCCGAAACCUAACCGCCCCAUUGGGUUCGGUCUUCGGUCCGCGUCUUCCGCCACAAACCUUCGUCGAGUAUCAGAUAGGCAGGCCUCCCCGCCUCCUCCGCUCCCAACCAGUGCGGGGAGUGACCCGGUGUUCGAAUCCAAUUUGGCCACCCUGCGGAGUAUGGGUUUUGCGAAUGAGCGCCGGAACGCUGGUGCUCUCCGUGGAUUAGAUGGGAAUCUCGAUAAAGCGAUCGAGACCCUGAUGCGCCUGGGAGAGGGGGGCAGUCAUCCUACUUUGCGGAGCAAAACACCCACUACCGCUACUGGAAGGGAUACCGCCAGUCGGGCCGGCUCAGCCAAUCCGUUCGAUCAACUGGAUGCCAACCCGCCGGCUCAGUCAAAUGGACAGUCCUACAACCCGUUCGACAUGCCGUCCCAGCCACAGCAGCCUCCGAUGCCGUCUUCCGCGCAGCCUUUGGAUGUCUCUUUCCAACACUUGCAGGUUUCGCAACCGUUGUUCCCCCACUCCACGGGCGGAUAUCCCCAGAGCCAGCCUGCGCUCCCGCAACCCCUGUACCAGCAAUCUGCCACCCCACCCUCCGCCGCCCAGCCGCAGGGCAUCUUGACCCCUCCGAUUUCGAACCAGAGCGCUGGAUCGCCUCAGACGAAUAAUCCCUUUUUCACGCAACCACCUCCGCAACCGACGUCAGCGCCACAGGUCGCUCCAGCUGGGUACCACCCACCGCGCCACGCGAACACGAUGCCUGCGUUAUCUACUUCGGCGUUUGGGCAGCCGUCUCCGUUCCAGUCGCAGGCCCCUCAACCGCAGCCCCAGGCCCAACCCCAAACUCUGCUGCAGCCUCAGCAGUCUCAGUACGGAAGCGGUUCGUUGAACCCCUACCAGACGACUGCCGCGCCCACCGCACCCCAGAGUCUGGCGCCUCCCUCGCAGUUCGGAGUCCAGCAACUCACCCCCCAGCCGACCGGCCGUAUGAACAAGAACAAUAUCCUCUCUUUGUACCAAUUCGCGCCGCCCCCGCCAACCCUGCCCGAGCAGCCACCGCUUUCCGCUCCGCUGGGCGGCCCCCAAGCUCCAACCUCGGCACCGAACUUCGCGCAACCCAACCCCAACCCCGGUGCUCAACCUCCGUUUGACGCGAGUGGCGGUUCCCGAAACCCCUUCUUUACUCAAGCCCCGGGGGCCAUGCCCACGCAAGCUCCCAUGCCCGCGCAAGCUCCUAUGCAGCCCGCACAAGCCCAGUCGGCAUAUGGAGCCCAGCCGGCAUAUGGAUACGGCACCGCGAUGAAUUCCGCUCCCUCGACAACGGGAGCCUUUCCCAGAGGACACAUGAGCCAGCAAAGCGUUGACAUCAAUGGAUUCCAGACUGGCAGGCAUAGUCCGGACGCGUUUGCCAGCUUGAGCGCACGAUAUGGUUGA